CGUUUUCUCUCUUUUAUUUCUUUUCUUUUCCGCUUUACUUUUUUUUUAUUUUUUUUUCUAGUAAAGAAAAAGGAAACUUGUAUCUGCUCCUCUUUCCUUCUCUAUUUUCUGCUUUUGUAUACUUGACGGCCACUGUCCUUCGACUUUUUACUUUUUGGCUUUCUUCAUUUCAACACGGUUCCUCAUUUCUGUCAUGGCACUGUGCACCACUUCUUCAAAACCCGCUUGCACUCAUAACCCCGCCAUGGACACUGCUUUUGACACAAAUCUUGAGACUCCGAGUAAACUGGCACUGGCGCUUGACACACUUUCUUGUGACCCCGCUCUUUAUGCACCUCAUUCGCCAGACCCGCCUUAUCCAGGACCUCAGGUACGAGCCUAUUCCGUUACUGCCACACCCACAGAGCUACAAAAGACGGUGCAACGUCAUCAACAACGCAAACAAUAUCGACAUACAGGCCAGGAUUUACCAUGGUGGCAAUAUUACUAUCAGCUCUACCACUAUCAUCCACCACCAGGACGAAAACCCACCGUCUUUGGAUCUUAUCUUCUUUUACAAACCUUGGGGGAAGGCGAAUUCGGAAAAGUCAAGCUCGGCAUUCACAUGGAAACCGGUCAAGAGGUCGCAAUAAAGUUGAUGAAAAAAGACAACAUUGAUUCAUCGACAAGAAUGACCAAAGUGGAACGAGAAAUUUCAGUAUUAAGGACCGUACGCCACCCCUACAUCGUCAAACUCUAUGAUGUGAUUGAAACAGAAAAGUACAUUGGUAUCAUUCAACAAUGUGCAUCAGGCGGAGAAUUGUUUGAUUACAUCCUGGCCCAUCGAUAUUUGAAAGAGAAGGAUGCGAAAAGAUUGUUUGCGCAGCUGAUAAGUGGGGUACAUUACAUGCACCAAAAACACAUCAUUCACAGAGACCUAAAACUCGAAAAUCUGUUGCUGGAUAGACAUCGAAGUAUUGUCAUUACCGAUUUUGGGUUUGCCAACCAAUUCAACUCCGCACGAGACGAUCUCAUGUCAACCUCCUGUGGAUCACCAUGUUAUGCCGCGCCUGAACUGGUUAUCAGUGAAGGUCUCUACGUUGGUUCAGCCGUUGAUAUUUGGUCUUGCGGUGUCAUCUUGUUCGCGAUGCUGUGUGGCUAUUUACCGUUUGAUGACGAUCCUGGGAACCCCGAGGGAGACAAUAUCAAUCGACUGUACAAAUAUAUUCUAAACACAACAUUGACCUUUCCAGAUUAUGUCGGUGACGACGCGCGCGACCUUUUACAGAAAAUGCUGGUCCCUGAUCCGUCGUUGCGUUGCACCAUGAAAACAAUCAUCGAUCAUCCUUGGCUCACGUCACAUCGUCCUCUUUUGGAAAAAUCCGUCCAAGAACUGGAAGCCGAAGCCAUCAGUUCAACGGAACUUCGUAUUCCACGACCGCCAACCGACCACGAACCGUCGACGCCUCCACCCAUUGAAGAAAACAUUCAUGCGGAUCAAACACCUUCGCCGGUCACGGAUUCCGACAGUACCGCUUGUCCCGAUGACACGACUCAUGACGACGAAAAAUUGACCGACGCUACACCAACCCAUCCAGAAAAAUCAUCCAUCACCAUGUCACAUGUUUCCCACGAAUCGUUACCCAAAGACACAGCCAUCGUUCCUGCAGAGCCUGACGACGUUUCAUCGACGGAACCUUCCGUAUCUGAAUCCACCCUCAUCAAGGGAACCAUGGCAGCCACAGAUGAUGCAGCCGUGCCGGAUAUAUCAUGUCUCGAAUUGCCAGCUUCGGCUCAUCCCGAUUCGUGUGAAGAACCAACAGACCAAAAACCAUCGUUACCGGAAUCCUCGGAAGAACAACCACACAAUGCCGUCCCUCAUCCCGAAAUCACGCCUCGACGGCCUGUUUCUGUCCAACCCACCUCGGACCACCAUAAAUCACACCCCCGAGAAAAAUUGCUUCAGUUCCUUGCAGGCACUCCUGGCCCAAUCUCUCCUCAGCCAACAGGUACAGCCAGGUUGAAUGCAUCCGUGCGCCCCAUGUCCAUGGGUACACAGGGAUUACCCACAGGGACCGGCUCCAUACUGCAGGCCAAAUUUAUCUCCAGCAUGCAACGACGAGUCAGUAUGGCGAGACAACAUGAUAACAGUAAAGGAGAGAAACCCGCUCGAACCGUCAGUCUCAGUACCCCUUUCUCACUUCGACCCACCAAUUCAACCACUCAACCCACAGUGUCAACAAGCCAAGUACGACCGAUCCCAGGCAUGUCACAGCCUGUUCGCGGCACCCGAAGAAAAGCUCUCAGUUUGCUGGUGGGAUCCAUGUCCGACUACAUCUCUUCCGAUAACAAGCAACCCAAAAAAGCGGCGACAAAUAUCACACAAAGAACAACAUCUCGCAGGCGUGCUCAGAGCGUCCAGCAAACACAGGAACCACAAGGUUUACAGCAUUGUCGGACAAACCAACGUGACACAAACUCCAUGGUGGGGUGGAACAACGUUCAUGCCAUGCCGUCCGUAUCAGAGCAACCGGUUACUCGAUCACGGCGAUCCUCCGACAAGGACAAACACCGCAGUACUGGCAAGAAAUUGAUGGAUUGGUUCAAAAAGCGUCCUUUAAGCACCCGCGAUAGGACAUUGAACCAUUCAGCUCAUGGUGACACAUUGACACCGGGCCGACCACUGAGCAGUCUGCCUCCUGUACGAGCCAAUGCCAAAGGCAAAUUGUUGGGCAUUUAUGCAGUUGAUUAUAACGAUUCCAAAUUGCGGAUCCACCAAGGCGCCGUAGAACAGGAAGCUUUGACCUCGCGAUCGCCCCAAGAUGUCAUUGCCGAUUUGAAACAAACGUUGAACACCAUGGGGAUUGAUAUCAAGCGCAAGGGCGAAUUUAGACUAAAAUGCGUACGACGAAAGCGGGCGACCAUGGAAAAGCAUGAUUCUUUUCAUCGGAUUCCACUGCAUUCAGAAAAACUAAAAAAGAUUGGCAACGGCGUUCCAUUCCGUAUGCUGCUACGACGAUCGACUCACUCUACAACAGCUUCUUCCGCCAAUAGCACAAUGGAAGCCACCAUUUAUGGUGACCCGGUGGUGGAUCCGGGCGAAGAAGUACGUUUCAGUGUUGAAUUAUGCAAAAUCAAGAAUUUACCGGGAUUGUAUAUCGUGGAUAUUCGCAGACUGCACGGUGACAUCUGGGCAUACAAAUUUCUCUAUCAUACCCUUUUGGAUACUUUAAAUCUAAACGGUAAAGCAGGUCGAUAUAUGCAAAAUUUACCGCCUUCCACCGUUCAACGAUCGCCCACUUCCAGCAACCAUCGCAUAAGCUCCACAAGCAGCGGCAACAGCAGUGCUUUGGAAGAAGUUGAUCCUUGAAAAAACUUCAAUCACCGCAUUCGCACAAACCGUCACAAUAUUUUUGUUCAUAAAGUUUUUAUCACUCAAAAUUUUUUAAAAGCCUUCCCUUUC
This is a messenger RNA of Radiomyces spectabilis, 3442 nucleotides long. RefSeq lists its product as uncharacterized. Gene Ontology annotation, biological process: microtubule cytoskeleton organization; protein phosphorylation; intracellular signal transduction. Bases 194 to 3349 code for a protein of 1051 amino acids. The transcript is spliced from 6 exons. Gene Ontology annotation, molecular function: ATP binding; tau-protein kinase activity; protein serine/threonine kinase activity. Gene Ontology annotation, cellular component: cytoplasm. The record is from RefSeq and is a predicted model, not a curated record. NCBI's taxonomy places the organism in Eukaryota, Fungi, Mucoromycota, Mucoromycetes, Mucorales, Radiomycetaceae.